UGUUGUCGUCGUCCCCUUGCCACUAUGGAGCGGCUGAGAUGACCAUUUUAGCUAAAACCGUUCAUUGAUUUUUUACUUUUUCACGAAAAAACGGGAACAUGACCGAGGGAGUGUACCGGCAGGAUAGCCGGAGGUCGCAGUCAAUGUUUUUAAAUCUGGAGCUAUAAUGUAACGGCUCUGAACAAUUCGGCACACAGAUGUGACCAGCUGGGGAGAAAGACGCCGUUAAUCUGGGAUAACGUUAAUUGUCUGGCGGUAUCAUCGUGGAUUUUAUUACACCCUUUCCAUGUAUUGAGUGUACAUAUGUGGGUGUGUGUAUAUAUAUAUAUAUAUAUAUAUAUAUAUAUAUAUAUAUAUAUAUUGUUAAAUGAAUAACGUGAACCAUGAGCAGUAUGAAGGACACACCGACGAUCCGCCAGCAGAGCUCGGAGAAUAACUCUGUCAGCAGUAGUGAAUGGGACAUGGCAAACGAUGUGUUUGUGUCCGGCUACGACGACACUCCGGUGGGAGACGUGGCCGCUGCCGGGGACGGGAACCCGGCGCAGCCCGGUUUGGACAGACACCUGCCUCUGUUAAGGCGGGACUCGCGUCGGUUAUCUCAGGAUGGCAUGAUGCUGGGCCUGGCUGGAGAGGAAUAUACGGGCUCAUCGUAUCUUUCCAUCGACCCGAACUACACCGAAAGUGACGGGAAUGUGACUGCCAAGAAGCGCAUACGGUCCAACAGCUCUAGGCACCGCGGAGAGGUCGUCGCGGAGCUGGGGCCGGAGGAGGUCCGGUGGUUUUACAAAGAGGACAAGCGGACGUGGAAGCCAUUCGUCGGACACGACUCUUUAAAAAUCGAGAUCGUCUAUCGGAGAUUCUGUGAGCAAAACCCCGACAAGGUCAAACGCCCUGUCGAACCCGGCGAGGCCGAGGGGAAGGAGGCAACCAGGUCCGGCGACAGUGGGGCGCUGGACAGUGGAAGUGUCCGGGCGGAGUCGGCGGUGCAGCGGGGCGGGGGGCAACGGCGCUCGGUGUCAGAGGAGAUGAAGGACCCGGACGACAUGAGCAACAGCGUGGAGGCAGUGUGUGUCAGAGGGGGGCUGUACGAAGUGGAUAUAAGGGAGAAGGAGUGCUACCCUGUUUACUGGAACCAGCAAGACCGCAUUCCUGUGAUGAGGGGUCAGUGGUUCGUUGAUGGAACGUGGCUUCCCCUGGAGGAGGAUGAGAGUGACCUCAUUGAGAUGGAGCACCUCGCCCGUUUCCGAGGGCAACAGAUGAGGGACACCUACGAGAUGGAGAUGGUGACCACCACAGUGGACAGCAAGGAUGCCAUCCACAGCCUGAAGCUGAGCAGAAGUCAUGUGGACUGGCACAGUGUGGAUGAGGUGUACCUGUACAGUGACGCCACCACCUCCAAGAUUGCACGCACCGUUACUCAGAAACUGGGCUUCUCUAAAGCCUCCAGCAGCGGGACGCGUCUCCAUCGGGGAUACGUGGAGGAAGCAGCACCUGAGGACACCCCACCUGAAACCACACACAUCGUCUUCGUGGUGCAUGGCAUCGGCCAGAAGAUGGACCAGGGACGCAUCAUCAGGAAUACCAGCAUGAUGAGAGACGCUGCCAGAAAGAUGGAGGAGAAGCAUUUCUCUGAUCGCACCACGGAGCAUGUUGAGUUCCUUCCUGUGGAGUGGAGGUCAAAACUGGCUCUGGAUGGAGACACUGUGGAUUCCAUCACCCCAGACAAAGUGCGAGGUCUCAGAGACAUGUUGAACAGCAGCGCCAUGGACAUCAUGUACUACACCAGCCCUCUGUAUAGAGAUGAGAUUACCAGGGGUUUGACUCUGGAGCUGAAUCGUCUGUACUCACUCUUCUGCUCACGGAAUCCAGACUUUGAGAAAAACGGGAAGGUGUCCAUAGUGUCGCACUCGCUGGGCUGCGUCAUCACCUUCGACAUCAUGACAGGCUGGGACCCCGUCCGCUUUCAUCAUCAAGAGGCGCCAGACCCGGAAGAGACAAAGGUCCGCUGGCCGAGUGAUGAGGAGCGCCACCUUCAGGAGCAGCUGAGACUCACACGCCUCAGGUUGAGAGAUUUGGAGGAUCAGUUCCAGGGUCUGCAGACAUCGUCUUGUGUUGCCGUUCCACCCUUGAAAUUCAAGGUAGAAAAUUUCUUCUGCAUGGGCUCUCCUCUGGCUGUUUUCUUGGCAUUAAGAGGGAUCCGGCCUGGAAACAACAGUGCGCAGGACCACAUCCUUCCCACUUCUAUCUGCAAACGCCUCUUCAACAUAUUCCAUCCCACAGACCCUGUGGCAUACAGAUUGGAGCCUCUUAUCUUAAAGCACUACAGUAACAUUGCACCUGUUCAAAUCCACUGGUAUAACACCACCAGCCCGACACCGUACGAUCAGAUCCGGCCCACGUUGCUCAACCUCCCAAAGGAGACCACAUCUGUCUCAGAUUCAGAGAGCAUCCCCAGCCCCUGCACAUCUCCCCCACAGGCCCGACGGCACUACGGGGAGUCCAUCACCAGCCUGGGCAAGGCCAGCAUCAUGGGUGCUGCAAGUCUUGGAAAGGGAAUCGGAGGAAUCCUGUUUUCCCGCUUUUCCCGUUCCAGUGGCCAGGUGGGCGGAGUGGAGGAAGAGCCAUCAGAUUCUGAGGGUGGAGUCUCUGAAGUGGAAAACGUGGCAUUAGGAGAGGAAGGAGCAUCGGUGGCUGAGAGCGAUGAAAAGGACAAAGAAAUAGAGGAAGAGAGGCAGGAGGUGGAGCCUGCCAUGUCCCAGUCCACCUCAGCUGUCAUGGACAGCACCUCGUUGGAACUGGAGAGACGCAUCGACUUUGAGCUGCGGGAGGGCUUGGUGGAGAGUCGCUACUGGUCAGCAGUGACCUCACACACGGCCUAUUGGUGCUCUUAUGAUGUGGCUUUGUUCCUUCUCACCUUCAUGUACAAACCACAAGAGGCUCUUGAACCUGCAGAAGACAACCCAGACACCUCAUAAGUGCAAACUGAAACAUCAUGGGUCAACUCACUUUCCAUUUACGCCUUUUGAAAUAUAAACUGAAAUCCUAGUUUAUGGACAUGAAACACAUGUCCAUAAACACACAAAAGAGACUUCAUUCUUCAUUUUCUAAUUUCUUAAUAAUUCUGUGCUUUACACAAAUUUUGAAAUGUGAAAUAUUAAGUAUAAAUAUUAUAGUAUUUAAGAAAUACAUAAAUGUAGUUUUUGGAAAUGUAAAAUAUUACAAUACUAAUUCUUAUUUUAAAUUAUUUACCAUUUUGUUUGAUCAAAUACUGAGGGAUGAAACUUCAUUAUUUGCUAUUAUUAGUUUAUCUGAUUGGAAGAAGGUU
Molecule: messenger RNA, 3325 nt
Organism: Micropterus dolomieu (smallmouth bass)
Lineage: Eukaryota; Metazoa; Chordata; Actinopteri; Centrarchiformes; Centrarchidae
Gene: ddhd1b
Product: DDHD domain containing 1b
Exons: 13
Coding region: 384-2975 (863 amino acids)
Cellular component (GO): cytoplasm
Molecular function (GO): metal ion binding; glycerophospholipase activity
Source: RefSeq, a predicted model, not a curated record